Molecule: messenger RNA, 1519 nt
Organism: Chaetomium strumarium
Lineage: Eukaryota; Fungi; Ascomycota; Sordariomycetes; Sordariales; Chaetomiaceae
Exons: 3
Coding region: 266-1435 (389 amino acids)
Biological process (GO): methylation
Molecular function (GO): methyltransferase activity
Source: RefSeq, a predicted model, not a curated record
GAUUGGCAACUUCUGCGGCCUACUGCAGCUGGAGGGGACCAAAUCAGAUGGAUACAAACAUGAUUCUACAAACAGGGACAUCAAUGGCAUUCCCAGGACGACAUUUCUUUAUUAUCCACAAGUCCUCCAGGUUGUAAACCAGCUGUCUCCAAUACCGCUCUCUUCGUUAUUUAUCGCAGCGAGUGGUACUGUGGUACUAAGCCAGGCUCCAUCUUGCAACGCGCCCAGCCUCUCUUGCCCAUCUCAGCGAAUAGUACCUACUCGGAUGGCAGUAUUCAGAAGUGAGCAUUCAGACGGCAUGGCCGAAAUCUCGGAGAGCAAACCCACAUCUAGAUCGGGUGAUGCCAACGCGACCCAAAGACUGCAACCCAAUACGCUCGUCAAUGGAUAUCUCCUGGAACACCUCCCGAUCUACCGCGAGCUUUGUGAGCUCCGGAGACAGGGCUGGCAAAAUGAGGCAGGGGAUACCCAUUUCCAGCAGCAACGCCAGCGGGCCGACAACGCCGACGACAAAGGGAAGGUGGUAUUCUUCAAGAUGAUGCGCGCCAUUGGCCUUGAGCUGGACAGAGCGACGUCGGCCCUGACCAUCCAGGGUGGCGGCAACUCGCAGCCCGCCAUCCUGGAUCUCUGCAUGGCCCCCGGAGGUUUCUCGGCAGCCGCCCUCUAUCGCAACCCAUCCGCGCUCGUCCGCGGCAUCAGUCUUCCCCCGUCCCAGGGUGGCCACGAGAUGCUCCUCCGCGAAGCGUCCACGACGGAUUCCGACGCUCAGGUCUACGUCUCCUUCCGCGACAUCACGCUCCUAGCUGGCGAGAUGGGCACGUCUGCAUCAAACAUCCCGGCCUCGCAUCCUGAAGCUACGUCCUUCUCGUUUGACAGGCCGUUUUUAGAGCAGAAGUUCGACCUUGUGUUUUGCGACGGCCAGGUCCUUCGCACGCAUGAGCGCCUCGAGUACCGGGAGAAACGCGAAGCCUCCCGCCUCCUGACGGCCCAGCUCGUCCUCGCUCUCCAGCGGAUCCGCGAGGGUGGGACGAUGGUCAUCCUGCUGCACAAAGCCGACGUAUGGCGGUCCGUGUCCCUGAUGUACACAUUCGCUACUUUCAGCGACAGCGUGGAGUUGUUCAAGCCGCAGAAACCACACGCGUUGCGCUCGUCGUUUUACCUGAUAGCCAAGGGCGUGGGGCCAGAGCUUGAUGCCGCGCUGGAGUCGGUGCGACGAUGGAAGGAGAUAUGGACCACGGCGACUUUUGGGCUAGGCGGUACUGGUGAAGAUGGGUCAGGCGAUGAGGAGUCCGAGGUAGGACAGAGUGGAGAACACGCGGAUGAGAAGGUCAGGGCAGUGUUGCAAGAGUUCGGGCCAAAGCUGGUGAAGAUCGUAGAACCUGUUUUCUCGAUACAGGCGAAGGCGUUGAAGAAUGCGCCUUGGAUGAAGAAGUAGCCCAAUCAAUCAUUAUUUAGUACCUUCCUAUAGUUACAUUGUCAGGGCCGUUGGUGUCCGCGAUGGAAUGGAACUUGAUCCUGC